Messenger RNA from Baudoinia panamericana UAMH 10762, 603 nucleotides. RefSeq lists its product as uncharacterized. NCBI's taxonomy places the organism in Eukaryota, Fungi, Ascomycota, Dothideomycetes, Mycosphaerellales, Teratosphaeriaceae. The transcript has 3 exons. The record is from RefSeq and is a predicted model, not a curated record. Gene Ontology annotation, biological process: tricarboxylic acid cycle; mitochondrial electron transport, succinate to ubiquinone. Gene Ontology annotation, cellular component: membrane; mitochondrial envelope. Gene Ontology annotation, molecular function: ubiquinone binding; heme binding. Bases 1 to 603 code for a protein of 200 amino acids.
AUGGCCUCCGCACUCCGCCCCGCCAUCCUCCGCCACGCCCUGGGCGCACCCGCCUCCACCCGCGCCCUCACCACCUCCGCCCUCCCCGCCUUCAGAGCGCACCACCUCGCACAACGAUCACCACUCGCCCUCCAACGAGCAACCUUCCAGACCUCCACCAAACGAGCCAUCCUCCCCGCCCUACCCCAAGUGAUCAGGGGGACCGUCAACGACCCGGUUACCGUGAGGGAUGCCGAUCCGACGCAUGGGAGCUAUCAUUGGACGUUUGAGAGGAUACUCUCCGCCGGUCUAAUCCCCAUAACCCUCGCCCCCUUCGCCGCCGGCUCGCUCAGCCCGGUGCUGGACGGCGCCUUGAUCGGCAUGAUCAUCGUUCACAGUUACAUUGGGUUUGAGUCCAUCAUAACCGACUACCUCCCCAAAUGGCGCGUCCCCAUCACCCGCCGCAUCCUGGAAUGGGGCAACGUGCUCGCCGUCUUCGUCGUCGGAUGGGGUUACUACGAAUUCGAGACGAAUGAUGUCGGGUUGACGGAGGGCAUUAAGCGGAUUUGGCGGGCUGGGAGUAGCAGCAGUAGCAGUAGCAGCAGCAGCAGCCUGACCUCGUAA